Molecule: messenger RNA, 680 nt
Organism: Scatophagus argus
Lineage: Eukaryota; Metazoa; Chordata; Actinopteri; Scatophagidae
Product: bolA-like protein 1
Exons: 1
Coding region: 43-510 (155 amino acids)
Cellular component (GO): mitochondrion
Source: RefSeq, a predicted model, not a curated record
UACCUGUCUGGUUUCCUAGGUGGUCUCCUGCCACAACCUCUGAUGCUACCCAGUGUUCUUCGCAGUGCUCGGCCCAUCUCCGCCCGUCUUGCCUUAAGCCGCCCUCUGGGCCACUUUAAACCUCACAUGGAGCCGGACCCAAGUAGGCCCGUUGCGAAGGCUACCAGAACCAAACUGACCGACACACUUAAACCGGACCACUUAGAGGUCCACAAUGAAAGCCACAUGCAUGCUGUGCCUCCUGGUUCUGAAUCCCAUUUCCGUGUCCUGGUUGUCAGCUCUAUGUUUGAGGGUCUGCCUCUGAUAAAGCGCCAUCGUCUGGUUAAUGAGGCUUUGAAGGAGGAGUUGAGUAGCUGCGUUCAUGCACUGGCUAUCCAGGCCAAGACUCCUGCGCAGUGGGAGAGCAGCCCCACCCUGGCUAAGAGUCCACCUUGCAUGGGAGGCUCGAAUGGAGAUCACACAGUGGAAGAGAAACUUAAGGCUGGGCGAGAGCAAAGUGUUGGAUUAUGAAGCUGUUGGACUGAACUGUGAAGAAUGCAUGUGAAAAGUGGUGUAACUUUAUGUAUGCUUUCUCUGUUUUGUGGGAGUCGUGGAUUCAACACGAAAAUUAGCUUCUAUUGUUUUCUGAUCAAAAUUAAAUGAGACAUUGUAACCAUUAAAUCAGCAUGGCAUAUUUUGCA